UGUCAUAUGUUAUAUUGUUUGAAACGACAAAAAAGCGCCUUGUUGGAGUGGCAGAUCGUUGUUGAGCAAGAAUUCUAUGAAUCAGAUUGAUAGCUCGCGAAUCGGACCAAUUAUAACCGACGCGUCUUGGUAAACUACACUAUAAUUAGGAUUCCAAACUAGCAUCUGAUCGCGUCUGUCAACUUACUUUACGAUUGUCUCUCCUGAGCGCUGAGCAUCGCUGCACCCUUGACUCCUCAAAGACCAAGAACCAACCCGUCAAUCGACAAUGAAACGUGCCAACAUAACGGCAUCCAGCUCCACUCCCAAGAUAAUCAUUAAACCGCGCCUCGCGCAAACGCCAGCAACGCCGUCUGUCGUAGAUGAAGACGACGACGAUUCCCUCGAAGAAGGCGAAGUCCAGACAAAGAGAGAGGAUUCAGAGGGUGUUCUUGACGAAGAUGAGCCUGGAGACGAGGAGCCUGAAGAAGGUGCCGUUGAUGGCGAAGGCGAAGGCGACGGCGAGGGUGAAGGCAGCGGAGUAGAUGAGGCUAUGCCUGAAGGUGAUGAGCCACGACCUUUUCCCCGGCCCCGGGGACGCCCACGCGGAAGAGGUCGUGGUGCCGCCCCCACUGGUCCCACCCGCGCAAGAGGACGCGGGAGGGGAAGGGGCAGAGGACGAGGGCGGGGUCGGGGUGCUUUGACUAUCCGGCUGCCAAAGCGCGACGGCGAAGAUGCUGGCGAAGCUGAAGCAGAGGAAGGGGAGCAGGAUGGUCGACCAUUCAUGCGAAUUGGGGGGAAGGUAUACUUCAUCGACGGCGACGAGUUCGCCGCAGACCCGGACGAGAAAGGGGACGAGAAGAUUGAUGUGGAUGGCAAUCUGCUUGGAGGUCGUAAGUUCAAAUGCCACACUUUCGUGCUACCUCAACGGCACCCAAGCCGGCAGUACAUGCUCGCCAUCGACGCCGCACGCGCGUCAGGGUUUCGUGACUCUCUGUACUUCUUCCGGCGCAAUCCGCUCGCGCUGAAGCUCUCCGCCACGCAACCCGAAAAGGAGUUCCUCAUCUCCGCAGGCAAGCUCGGUGCGCACCUGAAAACGCGUAGCGUCACCCUCGUCACUGCACGCAGUGCAUAUAAGCUUCAUGGCGCAAAGAUGAUUUUGGACGGCCGCUGGGUCACAGACGAUUACUACGAAUCAAAAUCUCUUGCUGAGAUCACAGAAAAAGGACUCAAACCAGGUGACCUCGUUGGCGAACUCCCCGACCCCCUGGGUGCCUCAUCGCAGUCCGCACCUUCAGGUCCGCAGCCCGCCACCUCCACAUCCUCGGGUAUAUACCGAGCAGGAGGACCUACAACCAUCUUCGGGGGCGCUGGUUGGGGACCGUUUAGUGAUGGACCACACAGCGCGGUGCGUAAAUCGCUACUCUCAAGGGAGGGGCUCACGGAAGAGAACUGGAUGUCGGAGAUCGCGAGGCGCGUCAGAGAUGCUGGUGAUGAGUGGACGCGGAUGAGGAACGAAGCAAGAGUUGCGUGUGGGGGAAUCCUUGGCGAUGGAGUAAACAAGGGGAAGGGGAAGGAAGUGCAGGUGGGUGAUGGAGAGGAGAAGCGGGGGGCAACUGAGGAGUUAGAGGGUGCGGAGAAGAAGAGGGCGAGAGUGGAGGAAUCCCAGUAUCCGCUUGGUGUGUAUGAGCCGCACACGGGACUGGUCCAUUAUCGCGCAGACACACAGCCUACCCGCUGCCGCUGGGAACAGAUUGGACAGCGGAAUAUGCUUCGAGGAACGAAGGCAGGGAAUGGCGCUUGGGCGCUCGCAUGGGUCGAUACACACAUCGAGCUGCCCGCAGCGGAAGAGACGGAUCUAUAUGCACAAACAAGAGCAGAAAUUUUGGAUGCAGUAAGGGAGCUAUCAUAGGUGACCCAAUUUCGCCCACACUGUUUGCGCAAUUUGAAAAUUUGGCCAUGCGGUGUCUGCCUGGUGGAGUUCAGGGGUCCGUAAUACUGUUCUUUGCUGUACCUAGACUAAUCGUUAUACUGUACGGAAAACAAGGUCACCAGAGUUGGUCUUCGAUCUUUACUUAGGUAAG
Messenger RNA from Suillus paluster, 2063 nucleotides. RefSeq names its product chromatin remodelling complex Rsc7/Swp82 subunit-domain-containing protein. The transcript is spliced from 4 exons. NCBI's taxonomy places the organism in Eukaryota, Fungi, Basidiomycota, Agaricomycetes, Boletales, Suillaceae. The record is from RefSeq and is a predicted model, not a curated record. The coding region runs from base 269 to 1891 and encodes 540 amino acids.